Messenger RNA from Penicillium nucicola, 1584 nucleotides. RefSeq names its product Zn(II)2Cys6 transcription factor. Gene Ontology annotation, biological process: regulation of DNA-templated transcription. Gene Ontology annotation, molecular function: zinc ion binding; DNA-binding transcription factor activity, RNA polymerase II-specific. The record is from RefSeq and is a predicted model, not a curated record. Lineage: Eukaryota; Fungi; Ascomycota; Eurotiomycetes; Eurotiales; Aspergillaceae. The transcript has 3 exons. The coding region runs from base 1 to 1584 and encodes 527 amino acids.
AUGCCUUACUACGGUAAUCCUAGCCAAGGCUGCUCAAGCUGCCGGCAAAGACGAAUCAAGUGUGAUCGGGUAGAUCCUAUAUGCUCGCAAUGCAAGCGAGGAAACAAAAAAUGUGGUGGCUAUCGAGACAUCUCGUCUCUGCUAUUCCGCAAUGAGAACGAUAAAACCGCUCGACGGAGUGCAGAGGCGAAAGCCAAAACGAUGGCUCGCCGAGAGCUGGAAGAUGCGGCUUUAGAGUCUAAUACAUCAAGCCCCGGCCCACGAUUUGCGCCUACUCCGUCGGAGGCUUUGCUGUUCCGAAGGGCGCAGCUGUUCCUAGUUGCUCCACGCAUCGUCGCCCCGCUUUCGUCUUCGGCGGAGGAGCUCGGCCUGAAGUUCUUCGUGGCUCGUUUUGGAACCCCCGAAGUGACUCGACCAGAUGGCUCUCCACAUACCUUACAGCCAUCCCAUUUUUUUGGGGCAAUACACUAUGAUCAGUCAGCUCGGGAUGCGGUUGUCUCGGUGGGGCUGGCUGCCAUGUCCAAUGUCACUCGGGACAAAGCAAUGCGAAUAUUAUCGAGAGAGAAACAUGCUACGGUCAUCAACGCUGUCCAGAAGGCCGUGAGUAAUCCUGCGCAGGCAAAUCCAGAUAGCACGUUUCACAAGAUUGUCAUGUUGAGUUUAUACGAGAUGGUGAGCUGUUCCUCAGAUCAAGUAGAUCGCUGGACAGUGCACCUGGAUGGUGCUGCUGCAUUGCUCCGACAAUCUACAUUCAAACGGGCAAUGACGACGUUGGAUCAUCGAGCCCAGUUGCAAUUCUACUUUGCUUCACUGGUCAAAUAUUUUCUGCCGCGGAGGGAUAUUCCUCCGGAUUUGUUGAAAUGGUCACCAAAGAUCAUGGAAUCCGCGCCCCAUGAAAUUCUUCCUGCUGUCAAUCUUGUCGAUAUCUUGAUAAGAUUCAUGAAGUUCGACGUAUCUUUGCGUGCAAAAGUCCACGAUCCACGGACAGUGGCCACCUCAGCAGCGUUGUUCGAGAUCGAACUUCGAGACUGGGAAGCCUCUCUUCCGGAAAAUUGGUCCUUUGUCGCCAAAUACACAGAUAAGACAGACAAUCGCCAGCAUACCUUUCACGGCCAAUUUCAUAUCUACCGAGAUAUAUGGGUCUCGAGAGUUUUCAAUCACUACCGCUGGGGACGAGCGCUGGUCAACGAGCUGAUUUUAAGCCAGGUUUCAAGCAUCAAGUGGCCCACUGCAGAUGAGUUUGUUCAACGACAACAAGCAUUGGACACGAUUUCUUGCAUGACAAUUGAUAUCUGCGUUGGAGCUGCCAGUCAAGAGGCUCUCUCCCAGCGCGGCGCUGUAGUUGAAUGCCCAUCGCAUGUACCACCAUUAAACGGUAUAUUCAUGCUGCUUUUCCCACUAGCCGUUGCAGGUGGUAUAGCCGGGGUGUCAGAUGAAGUUCAUGAAUGGGUCAUUGCGACUCUUGAACGAAUCGGGUGUACCAUGGGGAUUCAGCGAGCUAUUGAGAUGAUACCCGAAUUAAAGAGAAAUCAUGGGCAAUGGAAACUAGACCAGGAGCGGUGGAAACAGAUAUAUAUGGCUUAA